CUUCCAGGUGGAAGAGGACGUUUGACUGGUAGUUCUUGAACAUUUGGGCGACAAGUUCAACGUUCAUAUUCUGGAUGUUGAUCUCCUGUCGUGAUUUAGCAAAGGCUGUGAAAGAAGCCUGCUUGGCUCCAUUUCGUACCUGAAGACUUUUGUUCAGAAGCAUAAUAGCUUCAUUGAGUUUCUCCUUCUGAAUAUUAGCGGUUGCCUGAGAGUGGAGGUGAUUUCAUCACUUACCACAUUGGUAAUGAUUCGAGAGAGCAGCAAGUUCUGCUGAUGCUCGUGAGGGCUUUCCUAUAAGAGAAUCAAUACAGUCGCUUUCUCUAGCCUUGAGUCUCAUCAUACCAUUUUGCGUCCUUGGAAUGUUAUUGUCGCGGCAUUAAUUCGCCAUAUCGACGCGUUCGUCUACAGAACCAAGAGCGGGCACAACAUCACGUGGAUCCAGACCUACGUUCCAUUUGCAUGGAAGCUCCCGUGAACAAACAGCCAGCCUUCCUCUCUACCUCACUCGAUAAACGCCGAAACAGCAAUACAAUGGCACCCCAACCCUCCACUGAAGAAGCAGAUGCUCAUCAAGCGCUCCUUGACCAGCUCGACAUACACGCAAUCCAUAAGCCGUUUCGCAACCCUCAUUGGAAGCCCAACCAGCGCCGCAACAAGAAUAUCAAAACUAUCCUCGGCGACGCAGUCCGCAAAGAGGCCUCCCUUCAACCUACCAACGAGAACAGUGGCGCUGCAACUCCUAAUCCAGACGAAUCUUAUGUAUCCACAGAUGGCGAAUCAACCCCCGCAGUCUCAACGCCUGGUUCUACACUUCAACCUCCCAAUCUCGCGCAAGCUUCACGGAACUUGUCGAAGCUGGUGCUGGAGAGGAACAUGAGGUCGAAUGGAUUUUCAAACGCUCCCAGUGCGACGUACACGAACAUCGAGUCUGCGCCGUCUUUGGCACAUCCAAAGCAUUACUGUGAUAUUACAGGAUUGGGAGCGCCAUACACAGAUCCUAAGACUAGAUUGAGGUACCAUGAUAAGGAGGUCUUUGGGGUUAUCAGAACUCUAGGACAAGGUGUAGCAGAGCAGUACCUGGAAGCCAGAGGAGCGCAUACAGUUCUCAAGUAAUGAGCAAUUUGCUUGGGGAGCAAGUGUAGAGGGGACGGAGGGUUGGAUUUUGGCGCGGCAUACACUGAGGAAGGAUGAGCAGAUGGCCACAUGUUGCGGCGUACAAGCUCCAGGCUCUCUUCAUUCCGAACAAUCCCAAAUCGAUCGAACGGCUUUGUAUGAUGGGCGGGCAGCAAGGUGGAAUGAGCCGGCAGGCGGUGCAAUCCAGCAGAUACAGCUUCAACGCCAGGACACAGUCUGUAUGACCGACAAAGUCAAGCGCAUUCAACCCACCGAAAGUCUUUCGACUAACGGUUCAAGAAAGAGCUCCGGCUUAAUCGCGAUCAAGAUUCUCAUUAUCUGCCUGAAGCACGACGGGGUACCGAGAAGAUAUAGAAGAAUAAACUCAGUCACC
Cadophora gregata is the source of this 1507-nucleotide messenger RNA. RefSeq lists its product as uncharacterized. Lineage: Eukaryota; Fungi; Ascomycota; Leotiomycetes; Helotiales; Ploettnerulaceae. The coding region runs from base 460 to 1113 and encodes 217 amino acids. The transcript is spliced from 2 exons. The record is from RefSeq and is a predicted model, not a curated record. Gene Ontology annotation, biological process: chromatin remodeling. Gene Ontology annotation, cellular component: Ino80 complex.